CGCCUUGCCGUUUCUCAAGAACCUCACCGCGUCCCUGCACAGCAGCACCUGGUCAGCCACCAUGGAAAACGGGAGCAAGCUGGACAAGCCCAGCCAUGUGUUGCAGGCACGUGGAGAGGCUGUCCUGGACCUGACCGAGUACAAGGUGGUCUCAGUCUUCCUGGUGCUCCUGGUGUGCGUGACUGGCAUAGUGGGAAACGCCACAGUGGUCCUGGUGGUGCUGACCGCUCGCGACAUGCACACCCCCACCAACUGCUACCUGGUCAGCCUGGCUCUGGCUGAGCUCACCGUGCUGGUGGCCGCAGGGCUGCCCAACGUCUCCGACAGCCUGGCUGGGCAGUGGGUCCAUGGGCACGCCGGCUGCCUGGGCAUCACUUACUUGCAGUACCCGGGCAUCGGCGUCUCCUCCUGCUCCAUCCUGGCGUUCACCGUGGAGAGGUGGGUACUCGCCAUCUGCCACCGAGCGGCGCAGACCGUGUGCACCGUGGCCCGGGCCAAGCGGAUCGUCGCGGCGGUCUGGGGGGUCAUGUCUGUCUACUGCCCGCUCUGGUUCCUCCUGGCGGACCUGCACGUCAGCGAGAGACAGGGCCCGCAGUGCGGCUACAGAGUGUCCCACAGCCUCUACCUGCCCAUCUACCUGCUGGACUUCGCCCCGUUCUUCGCCACGCCCCUGCUGGUGGCCACCGCCCUCUACCGGCUCAUCGGGAGAGUCUUGUUCCAGAGCGCGCUGCCCCACCCGCCCCACCCCGGGGCCGGGCACGGUCCCCAAGAGGCCGGUGGUGCUCGUGUUGCUCUUCGCAUGCCCUACCGCACGCUGGUGGCCCAGCCCUUGCUGGAGCCCCGGGUGUCCCUCUGCUGCCACACCUGCAUGUCCACCAACAGCGCCGUCAACCCCAUCGUCUACAGCCUCGUGUCCCAGAAGAGCCGGGACGCCUUUCGGCGCUUGUGCUGGUGUCCGUCGGGGGAGCGACGGGGGCGCGCGGCCUGCCGCACCGUCACCAGCUGCAGUGCGGCCCGAGAGACCCCCCGAAGACGCAGGAAGACAGGAGCCAGGGCUGGGGUCCUCAGGCCGCAGGGUCCCCCCCAGCAGCAGGAGCCCUCGGUCAGCGGGGUCUGA
Leptonychotes weddellii (Weddell seal) is the source of this 1117-nucleotide messenger RNA. The record is from RefSeq and is a predicted model, not a curated record. Lineage: Eukaryota; Metazoa; Chordata; Mammalia; Carnivora; Phocidae.